AUGCUGUCCUUCGGGUACGAAUUCAACCAAAGCAUCGCUGAGGUUGUGUGGCCGGCAGCUCUCCAGAAGUUGUCCUUCGAGCACAACUUUGGUCAGCCCAUUAUUGAAGCCACGUGGCCGGUCUCCCUGAAGCAGCUUUCGUUCGAGAUGGCGUUCAAUCAACCCAUCGAAGAGGUCGUGUGGCCGGCGUCCCUGCAACAACUGUCGCCCAGGUCCAAAUUCGACCAUCCCAUUGCCGAAGUCGUGUGGCCGGCCUCCCUCCAGCAGCUAUUGCUUGGGGGUGGCUUCAAUCAACCCAUCGCCCAAGUCGUGUGGCCGGCGCCCCUGCAGCAGCUAUCGUGUGGAGAUUGUUUAGACCAGCCUCUUGACGAAGUCGUGUGGCCGGCCUUCAUGCAGCAGCUAUCGUUUGGACAUCUUUUCGACCACCCUCUUGACGAAGUCGUGUGGCCGGCCUCCCUGCAGCAGCUGUCGUUUGGAGAUUGUUUCGACCACCCUCUUGAAGUCGUGUGGCCUGCCUCCCUGCAGCAGCUGUCGUUUGGAGAUUGUUUCAACCAGCCUCUUGACGAAGUCGUGUGGCCUGCCUACCAGCCGCUAUCGUUUGGAGCUUGUUUCAACCAGCCUCUUGACGAAGUCGUGUGGCCGGCCUCACUGCAGCAGCUAUCGUUUGGAGAUUGUUUCAACCGGCCUCUUGACGAAGUCGUGUGGUCGGCCUUCCUGCGGCAGCUAUCGCUAGGAGAUGGUUUCAAUCAGCCUCUUGACGAAGUCGUGUGGUCGGCCUCCCUGCAGCAGCUGUCGCUUGGCGAUUGCUUCAACCAGCCUCUUGACGAACACGUGUGGCCGGCCUUCCUGCGGCAGCUAUCGUUCGGGGAUCGUUUCAACCAGCCUCUUUACGUAGUCGUGUGGCCGGCCUCCUUGCAGCAGCUAUCGUUCGGAUUCGAAUUCAACCAGCCCAUCGCCAACGUCGUGUGGCCGGCCUUCGUGCAGCAGCUUUCGCUCGGGAAUGAAUUCAACCAGCCCGUCGCCCAAGUUGUGUGGCCGGCUUCCUUAAAAAGUGUAACUCGCGACGGGGUUAGUCUGCUAUGA
Molecule: messenger RNA, 1083 nt
Organism: Ectocarpus sp. CCAP 1310/34
Lineage: Eukaryota; Phaeophyceae; Ectocarpales; Ectocarpaceae
Source: the annotation of a GenBank genome assembly